AUGCCCCUGCAGAGGAUCGUCCGGGUGACCCUGGAGCACUCUUCUAGUGCCGUGUGUGUGGCUGGGGUGGAAACCAUUGUGGAUAUCUACGGGUCAGUCCCAGAUGGCACCACAUCAUUUGAGGUCUGCAGCAGCCCGGGAGUGGAUGUCUACAUCUCCCCCAACAUGGACACAGCUCGACAGCGGGCUGGGAGAAAGAGGUGGCUUUUUGAUAUGGGGCUGGAGAUCAUCGUGGUCAUGAACUCUCCCAGCAAAGACCUCAACGACAGCCAGGUUAGAAUUUCCUACCACUCUGAGAGCAAAGACGCUGCCUUGGCCUAUGGUGUUCUGUACCUCACCUGUGUUGACAUCUCUCUGGACACGGAUGCAGACUGCGAUGGGAAGGUGGAGAGGAGCUAUUCCAGCAAGAAUAAUUGGAUCUGGGGCCCCAAAGGGCAAGGGGCCGUCCUGCUGGUGAACUGUGACCGGGACGAUCCGGAUGGCACCAAGAGAGACAACUCUGACCAGCGUGUGGGCAGCCUAGAAGACCUGAAGGACAUGUCGCUCAUGAUCUUGAGGACAUAUGGUCCUUCUGCUCUCUUUGAUGACUACAAAUUAGUUCUUCACAUAUCCAGCUCAGAUGUGGAGAAAGCCAGAGUUUUCCAUGCCUGUGCCUGUGAAGAUGCCUGCCCAAACUAUAAGCACGUGUUAGGGCAGGACAAAGUCUCCUAUGUGGUGGAGCGAUUCCAUGGAGAUGAGGAGACGUUCUAUGUGGAAGGGCUGCGUUUCCCGGAUGCAGGCUUUUCAGGGCUGAUCUCCUUUCACGUCACUCUGCUGGAUGAUUCCAAUCAGGAUUUCCCCGAAUCUCCAAUUUUCACGGACACGGUGGUGUUCCGGGUGGCCCCCUGGAUCAUGACCCCAAGCACGCUCCCCCCUCUGGAGGUGUACGUGUGCAGGGUGAGGAACAACACCUACUUCGUAGACGCGGUGGCGGCAUUGGCCAGGAAAGCAGGCUGCAAGCUGACCAUCUGUCCUCAGAUAGAGAAUCGCAACGAUCGCUGGAUCCAGGAUGAGAUGGAGUUGGGCUACGUCCAAGCUCCCCACAAGACCUUCCCUGUUGUCUUUGACUCCCCAAGAAAUGGAGAACUACAGGACUUCCCUUACAAAAGACUUCUGGGCCCAGAUUUUGGCUAUGUAACCCGAGAACCAAGAAACAAGUUGGUCAGUGGCCUGGACUCCUUUGGGAACCUGGAAGUCAGCCCUCCUGUGGUGGCCAAGGGGAAGGAGUAUCCCCUGGGGAGAAUCCUCAUUGGCGGCAACUUGCCCGGGUCCAGUGGCCGGAGGGUCACCCAGGUAGUCCGAGACUUCCUCUAUGCCCAGAAAGUUCAGCCCCCGAUCGAGCUCUUUGUGGAUUGGCUGUCAGUGGGCCAUGUGGAUGAGUUCCUCAGCUUCGUCCCAGCCCCAGAUAAAAAGGGUUUCCGUUUGCUUCUGGCCAGUCCAAGUGCCUGCUUCAAGCUCUUCCAAGAGAAACAGAAAUGGGGCCAUGGGAGAGCGCUGAUGUUUGAAGGUGUGAUAGGAAAUAGAAAUGUGAAGACUAUAUCCAUCAACCAAAUUCUGUCUAAUGAAAACCUGAUCAGUUUCAACAAGUUUGUCCAGAGCUGCAUCGACUGGAACCGAGAAGUCCUGAAGCGGGAGCUGGGUUUAGCAGAGCGAGACAUCAUUGACGUCCCGCAGCUCUUCCAGUCGGAAAAAAGGAAAGCUGUGGCAUUUUUCCCAGAUCUGGUGAACAUGGUUGUCCUGGGAAAAUACCUGGGGAUCCCCAAGCCCUUUGGACCCAUCAUCAAUGGUCGUUGCUGUCUGGAACAAAAGGUCCGGACCUUGCUGGAGCCACUGGGACUCAACUGCACCUUCAUCGACGACUUCACCUCCUACCAUGUACUGCACGGGGAAGUCCACUGCGGCACCAACGUCCGCCGGAAGCCCUUCUCCUUCAAGUGGUGGAACAUGAUCCCCUGA
Molecule: messenger RNA, 1995 nt
Organism: Tachyglossus aculeatus (Australian echidna)
Lineage: Eukaryota; Metazoa; Chordata; Mammalia; Monotremata; Tachyglossidae
Product: protein-arginine deiminase type-3-like
Exons: 16
Coding region: 1-1995 (664 amino acids)
Cellular component (GO): cytoplasm
Molecular function (GO): protein-arginine deiminase activity; calcium ion binding
Source: RefSeq, a predicted model, not a curated record